CUUUUCUUUUUCACCUAUAAGUGAAAGACAACAAAUAAUAAUCCUAAUAAUAUUGUUAAUUAUUAAGGAUGUCAAGCCCUUUAUCUCUUCUUCUACAAUGGCCUUCCUUCUUCUUAAUACUCUGUCAAAUCUUUUAUGCAUCUCAAGCUGAUCUGGGAACAGCAAGCCAAUAUAGCCCACCAUACACACCGAGUGCAUGUUUUGGGAGUGAUUCAACACAAUUUCCAUCAAGCAACUUCUUUGCAGCAGCUAGUGAAGGGAUUUGGGAUGAUGGAGCUGCCUGUGGAAGACAAUAUUUGAUAAGUUGCAUUAGCUCUGUUUUGCCUAAAGCUUGUAAACCAGGAGAAACUAUACAGAUCAAAAUCGUUGACCGCGCACAAAAUCUAACUUCAACACCAACAAGACAAGGAACCACUAUGGUCCUUUCUACUGCUGCUCUUGCUGCAAUUGCUGAUUCAAAUGCCCUUUCUCUUAAUAUCGAUUUCCGACAGGUCUAGAAGGAAAAAAAAACUAGUAUUUUCUUGACGCACCGUUUAGAUAAUAUUUGGUUGAAGUUGAAAAAAAGCAAACAAACAAGUGUUUGAAGUUGAAAAGGAGCACUUGGAAGGAAAAAAAUUGUAUUUAGACGUUAAUUUUACUUGGAUUUUUUUAUUCGAAAUUUUGGAAGUAAAUCACCAUUUCACUUGAAAUGGCCCUUAAUUUUUAAAAUUAGAAUUGAGAAGCAAAAAUACAAAAAACGAUCGUUUGAUUUGUAAAUAGUAUUUCAUUAUUUGCAAAUAAUUAGUGUAUAUGUACCAAAGGCAA
Solanum verrucosum is the source of this 804-nucleotide messenger RNA. RefSeq names its product EG45-like domain containing protein. The record is from RefSeq and is a predicted model, not a curated record. Bases 69 to 497 code for a protein of 142 amino acids. NCBI's taxonomy places the organism in Eukaryota, Viridiplantae, Streptophyta, Magnoliopsida, Solanales, Solanaceae. The transcript has 3 exons.